Sinocyclocheilus grahami is the source of this 1979-nucleotide messenger RNA. It is a transcript of the gene prkaa2, whose product is annotated as protein kinase, AMP-activated, alpha 2 catalytic subunit. The record is from RefSeq and is a predicted model, not a curated record. Gene Ontology annotation, cellular component: cytoplasm. The coding region runs from base 115 to 1770 and encodes 551 amino acids. Gene Ontology annotation, biological process: intracellular signal transduction; protein phosphorylation. Lineage: Eukaryota; Metazoa; Chordata; Actinopteri; Cypriniformes; Cyprinidae. The transcript has 9 exons. Gene Ontology annotation, molecular function: protein serine/threonine kinase activity; ATP binding.
AGAGGCCCCCUGAAGCUGAAUUCAGAUCAGCACUUAGAGGGGUUUAAAGCUCUCUCUACCGCAUGUGCUCAAUCCCGCCUCCUGCAAGGCAGCCCGAGGAUCGCACAUAGUAAAAUGGCUGAAAAGCAGAAACACGAAGGCAGGGUAAAGAUAGGACACUACAUCCUCGGAGACACGCUGGGAGUCGGGACAUUUGGAAAAGUGAAGAUUGGAGAGCACCAGCUAACAGGACAUAAAGUUGCCGUGAAGAUCCUCAACAGGCAGAGGAUCCGCAGUCUCGAUGUCGUGGGGAAAAUCAAAAGAGAGAUUCAGAACCUUAAGCUCUUCAGACAUCCACACAUCAUCAAGCUGUAUCAGGUGAUCAGCACUCCCACAGACUUCUUCAUGGUGAUGGAAUAUGUGUCUGGAGGGGAACUCUUUGACUAUAUUUGUAAGCAUGGAAGGGUGGAGGACACAGAGGCGAGACGUCUUUUCCAGCAGAUCAUCUCAGCGGUAGAUUACUGCCACAGACACAUGGUGGUGCACAGAGACCUCAAGCCUGAAAAUGUACUGCUGGAUGGCAACAUGAAUGCCAAGAUCGCUGACUUUGGUCUGUCAAACAUGAUGUCAGAUGGAGAGUUCCUGAGAACGAGCUGCGGAUCACCAAAUUACGCUGCACCAGAGGUCAUCUCAGGAAGGCUGUAUGCUGGUCCAGAGGUGGACAUCUGGAGCUGUGGCGUCAUUCUCUAUGCACUGCUCUGUGGGACUCUGCCGUUUGAUGACGAGCACGUGCCCACACUCUUCAAAAAGAUCCGUGGAGGGGUCUUCUACAUCCCAGAAUACCUCAACCGCUCAGUGGCCAGUCUACUUAUGCUCAUGUUGCAAGUGGACCCACUAAAGAGAGCUACUAUCAAAGACAUCAGAGAGGAUGAGUGGUUUAAGCAGGACCUUCCUUGCUACCUCUUCCCUGAGGACCCCUCGUACGACGCCACAGUGGUGGACGAGGAGGCCGUGCACGAGGUGUGUGAGAAGUUUGAGUGCACUGAAGCCGAAGUACUGAGCAGCCUCUACAGCGGAGACCCUCAAGACCAGCUGGCCGUGGCGUACCACCUCAUCAUCGACAACCGCCGCAUUAUGAACCAGGCCAGCGAGUUCUACCUGGCCUCCAGUCCCCCAACCUGCUCCUUCAUGGAGGAGGGCAUGCCUCUGCCACCAGGGGUCAAACCUCACCCCGAACGGAUGCCCCCGCUCCUGGCCGACAGCCCGAAGGCACGGUGCCCUCUGGACGCCCUCAACACCACUCGACCCAAACCGCUGGCAGUAAAGAAAGCAAAAUGGCACCUUGGCAUACGGAGCCAGAGCAAACCUUACGACAUCAUGGCUGAGGUUUAUCGUGCCAUGAAACAGCUGGAGUAUGAAUGGAAAGUGGUGAACCCCUAUCACCUGAGAGUGCGCCGGAAGAAUCCUGUCACUGGGAAUUUGGUGAAGAUGAGUCUGCAGCUCUACCAGGUGGACAAUCGUAGCUACCUGCUCGACUUCAAGAGCAUUGAUGACGAUACGAUCGAGCUCAAGUCAGGGUCGUCGACUCCCCAGCGCUCUGGCUCUACGGCCGGCCUCCAUCGACCGCGCCUCAGCAUCGACUCUGCGACCGUGGCUGUUGAGAUGCCCCAGCUGAGCAGCUCUCUGCCGGGCUCUCUGACUGGGAGCACGCCUCUGGCUCCGCGGCAGGGCAGCCACACCAUGGACUUCUUCGAAAUGUGCGCCAGCCUCAUCACUACCCUGGCUCGCUGAGACCCUUGCACACCAUCAUCUGAUGGUCUUUACCUCUUUACAGUUAAAAGGUUAAGGGUUGUGAUUUUUGGGGUUGGGGUGCUUUUAGGCCAGUCCCACAGUAGCGACACAAACAUACAGUGCCUAAAGAGUUUUUGGACUGACCUACAAAUGUAUGAAAUUUAUUGCAUUAGUUAACUAAUAAUAAUAUCAAAGCCAUCAGCAAAGAA